Messenger RNA from Tyto alba (common barn owl), 1844 nucleotides. It is a transcript of the gene PMM2, whose product is annotated as phosphomannomutase 2. Gene Ontology annotation, biological process: mannose metabolic process; GDP-mannose biosynthetic process; protein N-linked glycosylation. The transcript is spliced from 8 exons. Gene Ontology annotation, cellular component: cytosol. Bases 68 to 814 code for a protein of 248 amino acids. Lineage: Eukaryota; Metazoa; Chordata; Aves; Strigiformes; Tytonidae. The record is from RefSeq and is a predicted model, not a curated record. Gene Ontology annotation, molecular function: phosphomannomutase activity.
GGGGGCGCGUUCCUCCGCCUCCCGGCGUGCCCCGCGGCGGCUCCGGUUGGGCGGCCCCGCGCGGGCCAUGGCGCCGCCGCAGCGCCGCGCGCUCUGCCUCUUCGACGUGGACGGGACCCUCACGGCCCCGCGGCAGAAAAUCACAGCAGAGAUGGCCUCAUUUCUGCAGAAGUUGCGUCAGAAGGUGAAAGUUGGAGUCGUGGGCGGUUCAGAUUUUGAAAAGAUCAAGGAGCAGCUCGGUGGUGACGUGGUUGAAAAAUUUGACUACGUUUUUCCAGAAAAUGGUCUUGUAGCAUACAAAGAUGGGAAAUUCUUGAGCAAGCAGAACAUUCAGGGUCACCUGGGUGAGGACAUACUUCAAGAUGUAAUCAACUACUGCCUGAGUUACAUUGCGAAGAUUAAACUGCCAAAGAAAAGGGGCACUUUUAUUGAGUUCCGAAAUGGGAUGUUAAAUGUGUCCCCCAUUGGAAGAAGCUGCAGCCAGGAAGAACGAGUUGAGUUCUAUGAACUUGAUAAAAAGGAACAUAUAAGAGAGAAAUUCGUAGCUGAUUUACGAAGAGAAUUUGCAGGAAAAGGCCUCACAUUUUCUAUAGGAGGCCAGAUAAGCUUCGAUGUGUUCCCAGAUGGCUGGGAUAAGAGGUACUGCCUGGGAGUCAUUGCCGAUGAUGGAUACGAGACUAUUUAUUUCUUUGGAGAUAAGACUAUGCCAGGAGGGAAUGACUAUGAAAUUUUCACAGACUCCAGAACAGAAGGCCACAGCGUCACAUCCCCAGAGGAUACAAGAAGAAUCUGUGAAGAGCUAUUUUUUAAAUAAAAGACUUUUAGAUUUCACACUUACAAAACGGUUAAAACAGCUUUAUAUCUCAAAACAUCAUCCUCCCUUUUGUAUUGUUUUUUGUAAUUGGUCAUGAAUAGCAAGUGCUUGGCAGGUCAGUCAUUACUGAAUGGAAAGGUUUUAACUGAGGAGAACCUGGCUGACUGGUGGAAUACAGCAGAGGUCAUUUAGCAUCAUCCUUUUGCUCUUUCCAUUUGCACAAGUACUUUGUUUUCAGUUGGUUUUGUUUUGUUUGGUUUUUUUGUUGUUUUUAAGGUCAUCAGUAACAUUCCUUAGAUAAUUAGUUAUGUUUUAGGGGAGUGGGGAGGGAGUAUAAUAUGCCUAUAGUUGAUGUAUGGUCUCAGAAUUGGUCUGCACUCUUCAUCCCUGGUUUUUAUUUUGAAGCUGAUAUUCAGAAGAUGAAUGUUUUAAGAGUUGGAUUUUUUCCAAAAUAUUACCUUGUGCUAUAAAGACAUGAACUAUAAAGUUGGGAUUUUGUUUAAAAUUGGAAGAUGAGUAAAAGAGACAGGUUUAUUUCUUUCUGGGGGUGGGAAGACAGCACUGAGGCAGAAGUCCCUGACCUCAGCCCGGUGCCAGUGCCCGGUCAGAGGGUGCAUCGCCUCUGCCACCGCGGGAAGGGCUGGACCAGGUGGUGCUAGUUACCUCCUCGCUACAGCUAAGGUGCCAUGCACAGUACAGUUUGUGGUAGGUACACUUUUUGCAGACUUCUUAAAUCUAAAAAAAUAAACAACUUGAGCACAUAAGUGACAUUGUGCUAAUUACAUUUCUGAUUUUCCUGAUAAGACAUUAAGGGUAGAUGAGCUUUUAAGCACUAAGAAAAAAUGACCUAAACUAUGUUUCUAUUAAAAUUCAAGUUGAAGCAUGACAAUCAGUGCAACUGUUAAUAUUACUUUUCUCAUCUGGCAUUAGGAAAGUAAUCUUGUGUAUGAACAGUUUAAUUUAGCGAAGGAGAUUAAUAUCUCAUUCUAUUUCAGUUUGUCAUGUUGGCAAAUAAAAUAUGUAAAGCAGA